AUGAGCUGUUUGGGCUCUACAACAAAAAAACUGUUGUGCGCAUUAACUGAAUCGCUAUUUACAGUGCAGAACACAUUUAUUAAUCAUCAGCAUUCUGAAUAUUCCGAGCUUAGGAUCGUCAGAAACUUUAUUUUUUGGGAUUAGUUGACAUUUUUCAUAGUAACAUUUUCAUCAACUUGCAUUAAUUUAAAGUUUGCAUUAAAAUGGAAAAUAAUUUCUCAUUUGAAGUACUUGCAGAUAUGAACCUGGCUUACGAGCUCUUGUGCAAUGGAAGUAAAGCGGCUCGCUUGUAUGAAGUGAGAUAUCCAAAUUGUAGGCAUCAUACAACCUUUUCUUCUAUCCAUCGUCGCCUUGGAGAGACUGGGUCACUAAGACGUCCUGGUGAGGCUUGUCGGCCACGAACAGCUCGUACAGGUUAGGUUGAAGAAGAAGCAUUACAUCAUGUGGAACGAAAUCAAUCUACAAGUGUUCGUGCAAUUGCACACCAGUAUAUAUCAUCGAGUAAUUCGGAAAAGGAACCUCCAGGAACAACUUUUGGACAACUUUGAACAUACAAGCUUAAAAUCCCCAAGAUCGUAUGGUUUUUGAAUCGUAACGAAGCUGAUUUCGAAAGAAUAUUGUUUUCAGAUGAGGCAUGUUUUACGCGCGAUGGUUACUUCAAUACCAGAAAAGCCUAUUUGCCUCGAUUAUGCCGAAACAUCCCUAUAAAUCUUACAAAUAACAUGUGGUUUCAACAUAACGGGGCACUUCCACAUUUUGUGCAAACGUGCGCUAGUAUUUAGAUCAGCGAUCGUUCGAGAUCUAACGAUGGAUUGGAAUAGGAGGUUCCGUUGCCUGACCCGCACGUUCUCCUGAUCUGAACCCCGUAUAUUUUUUCCUUUGGAGUGAUCUGCAAAGUUUGGUCUUCGAAAUAUAAUAAUAUAUAUAAUAAUGAUUAAGCCGCACUGUAAACAGCGCUUCAGUUAAUGAGCAAAGUAACACUAGAGCCCAAACGGCUCAUUUGCGGGCAUAUGUUUACUGGACAAAAAAUAUUUGUUUUGAUGUCCCCUACCACCCUUUGAAGUUUGUCGGUAUAUUGUUUUAUGUAAAGGUAAAACAGCAAAUAGUAACUAAAAAUUCUACAGAUUGAAAUAACGUAAGUACAGUUCAUAUAUUCUUUUUAGUUUUUUAGGCGGUAUGCUAUCCGAAUAAUGUUAUGACUUCGUGGGUUUAUUUCUCACAAUUUUACAUCUCUCUGUUAUUGCAUUCCUGUCAAUUAAAUAUUGCUUUGGAUAAACCCUUUUUAAUAUGGUGUACUAGGCAACAUCGGCGAGCCCUAUAUUCACCCCAUGGUGGCUCGUGAGGGUAAAGGCGGUCGCGUGGGCCCCAACUACCCGGCGUGGGGAUGAAAGUGGGGGUAAAAACGUGACCGAGCGCCGUUUGGGCCGUCGUUUGAUCAACAGGGUAAAACACUUUCGCCAUACGAACUGUCGCUGAUACACGCGCACCGCAUCAGCUGACGGUCGUUUUGACACGCGACUUCGCUUCCGAUUUUUCCAAUUUUCUUUCUCUGUGAUUAAAGUGACCAUGGACCAUUCGUUAUCGCAGAACAACUCGUUACAUUGGGGAUAUUCGUCUCCUAACACUGCCUCCUCUUGGCAGCCGGUUACGAGAGGUACCAAAAGACCUCUAUCUGAAAGUGAUUGUGAUGAUGUUUAUUCAGAGGAAUCAUCUAAAGACCAAUGUACAUCUCCAGGUGAAACAGAUAGUUGUCAAAUGCUCUCACGGAAAAAACGACGAGGAGUAAUCGAAAAGAAACGCCGUGACAGGAUUAAUAUGUCACUCUCAGAACUAAAAAGACUUGUCCCAAGUGCCUUUGAAAAACAGGGUUCAGCUAAGCUUGAAAAAGCUGAAAUCUUACAAAUGACUGUGGACCAUUUAAAAAUGCUUCAUGCCAAAGGACUGGACUCCUUCUCUUUUGACCCUCAUAAGUAUGCUGUUGAUUACCACGGCAUGGGUUUCAGGGAGUGUUUAGCAGAAGUAACUAGAUAUCUUGAAAGAAUCGAGGGUAUGGAUGCUCAGAACCCCAUGCGUUUAAGGCUAACCUCACAUUUACAGUGCUGCGCAGCACAAAAAGAAUUGGCAUUAAAGCAAGCUGCCACACCAUGGAGCUAUGGCAGUUCUCAAUCAUAUCCACCUCCAUUAAAUCCUCUCUCAUCUCCCAACCACUCAAAUCUAAAUCCUCAUCAGCCUCCGCCACUUCCACCGGUAGUUCAUCACCAAAACAUGCAUCAUGAUUUGGGACACUAUGAUGUUUCAACUUCUUGUGCGCAGAGCAUACCGCCAGUGCCUUCUAGUGAUAAUAGUCGCCUGGCUCCCCCAUCCACUUCCUUACUUACACCAUUAACUACUACGACAUCGUCUGCUCUUGCUUAUAGCCCUCAUCAUCAGUACCCUCCACCAGUUAAUACUUUUGGAUUACCACCAAGUCACCACCAGAACUACAGCCAGAUUCCUACGUCUCAGGGGAUGAAACCUUAUAGGCCGUGGGGGGCAGAAGUUGCCUACUGAUUUAUAAAGUGUAUAUAGAGAGUGUAUAAAAGAGUUUUAUUUUAUAUAAAAAAGAUUAUAUUAUUAAAGUGACCUCACAAGUUGUGCCUGUUGCCCUUUUAUAGUGUAAGGAGUUUUGAACAUAUCAGGAAAAUUUGAUAAGAAGUGAUACAUCAGACAAAGUAUUUUUUGUGAUAUUUCGGAUUUAAAAAAGUGUCAACAAUCUGGUCAAAAGUGAUAAAUAAGCACAAGCACAGUAGAGGCUUUAGUCAUUUUCUGUACCUAAUAGGUUUAAUUUAUUUUGUACAUAUUUCUUU
This is a messenger RNA of Anthonomus grandis grandis, 2846 nucleotides long. It is a transcript of the gene Hey, whose product is annotated as hairy/enhancer-of-split related with YRPW motif protein. The transcript has 3 exons. Gene Ontology annotation, biological process: regulation of neurogenesis; anterior/posterior pattern specification; regulation of transcription by RNA polymerase II. Gene Ontology annotation, cellular component: nucleus. Gene Ontology annotation, molecular function: RNA polymerase II cis-regulatory region sequence-specific DNA binding; protein dimerization activity; DNA-binding transcription factor activity, RNA polymerase II-specific. The record is from RefSeq and is a predicted model, not a curated record. Lineage: Eukaryota; Metazoa; Arthropoda; Insecta; Coleoptera; Curculionidae. Bases 1567 to 2550 code for a protein of 327 amino acids.